Molecule: messenger RNA, 1131 nt
Organism: Salvelinus sp. IW2-2015
Lineage: Eukaryota; Metazoa; Chordata; Actinopteri; Salmoniformes; Salmonidae
Source: RefSeq, a predicted model, not a curated record
AUGGCAGACAGCAGCAUGUAUGGCGCCGUGCAGCAUUCUUACUUCGCUGUGCCUGACACAAGGGAACUUCCCAACAUACCUGAAAGUAGAAACCUAACAGAAUAUUUUGUAGCUGUAGAUGUUAACGACAUGCUCCAUCGGUACGCUAGUAUGCGUUAUGAGCGUCGAAUCCUCAUCUGCUGUAGCAAACUAAGCACYUUAACGGCGUGUGUUCAUGGGUCGGCGGCCAUGAUGUACCCCAUGUAUUGGCAACACGUUUACAUUCCCGACCUGCCUCAGCACCUUAUAGACUACUGCUGUGUACCCAUGCCCUACCUCAUUGGAGUAUAUUCCAGCCUAAUGGAGAAGGUGAGGGGGAUGGCCCUGGAUGAUGUGGUAGUCCUCAACGUAGACAACAACACCACGGAAACACCCUUCGACGAGCUCCAAAGCCUGCCUAACGACGUGGUGUCCUCCUUAAAGAACCGCCUAAAGAAGGUUUCCACAAGGACAGGAGACGGCGUGGCUCGAGCCUUUCUCGGAACACAGGCCGCUCUCUUCGGCAGCUACAGGAACGCACUGCAGAUUGAACCUGAAGAGCCAAUCACGUUCAGUGAGGCGGUCUUCAUGACCCACCGCUCCAGUGCCAUGAGACAGUUCCUGCAGAACGCCAGCCAGCUGCAGCUCUUCAAACAGUUCAUCAAUGGCCGCUUGGACCYWCUGAAUGCCGGUGAGSGCUUCAGGGAUAUWYUCGAGGAUGAGAUCAACAUGGGAGAGUAUGCAGGCAGCGACAAGAACUACCACCAGUGGCUAUUCACUGUCAAGAAAGGGGGCGGAGCUAUCUUCAACACAGUGAGGACCAAGGCUAACCCUGCCAUGAAAACGGUCUACAAGUUUUGUAAGUAUCAUGCCAGGAUGGGGAUAAAGGAGGUCAAGAGCCGGCUAAAACAAAGAGACCAUCACCACCACUACCCCCUCUGGCCAUGCCAACCUCCUCCGUCUUCUUCUUCCCCUCUCCAGGAGCUGACAGAGAAUGGCUACUCCUCGACAGCAGACACAGGUGGCACAGGAGCGGGUACCGGGGAGGAAGACACUACGGCCGGGUCGCCCCCCCUCCACCUGCAGGAAGGACAGUGUCCGCACCUGGGAUGA